Molecule: messenger RNA, 2959 nt
Organism: Temnothorax curvispinosus
Lineage: Eukaryota; Metazoa; Arthropoda; Insecta; Hymenoptera; Formicidae
Product: proliferation-associated protein 2G4
Exons: 7
Coding region: 210-1373 (387 amino acids)
Source: RefSeq, a predicted model, not a curated record
GCCGCCACCCAAGCCCCAUCCGCGUAUUCGUCGCCUCGUGGUCGCCCUCAUCCUCGUAGUGGUGCUAGUGGUCGUCGUCCGUGUCGGUUGGCGCCCGCCGUCGUCGUGUCGGUCGUGUGCGUAUAUCGAGAGGUGUCUGCGCCAGCGAGGAAGCCGCCGCCGGAAUCACGUGAUCGCGGAGUACGGUAUUACCGUGUAUAAUCGGGGACAUGGCGGACAAGGACGAGACCGAGAAGACCAUCGCCGAGGACUUGGUUGUCACCAAGUAUAAAAUGGCCGGCGAGAUCGUGAACCGAGUAUUGAAGCAAGUUCUAAACAAAUGUGUUGUUGGAGCCUCCGUGAGGGAAGCAUGCGAGUUUGGUGACAAAAUACUUACAGAGGAAACUAGCAAGGUCUUCAAAAAGGAGAAGGAACUUAAAAAGGGUAUCGCUUUUCCAACGUGCAUAUCAGUCAACAAUUGCAUUUGCCAUUUCUCUCCUAUCGCCAGUGAACCUGAUCUCAUUCUCAAAGAUGAGGAUAUGGUUAAAGUUGAUCUUGGAGCACAUGUUGAUGGUUUCAUAGCUGUAGUGGCACACACUAUCGUCAUAGGAUCCUCACCGGAGAAGAAAGUAUCAGGCAGGAAAGCAGAUGUAGUUUUAGCUGCGCACUAUGCUUCUCAAGCUGCAUUAAGGCUUUUAAAGCCAGGUACAGAGACUUAUACGAUAACGGGCACCGUAGAGAAAAUAUGUGAUGCCUACAAAUGUAAACCGAUCGAAGGUAUGCUAAGUCACCAAUUAAAACAAUUCAAGAUCGAUGGGGAGAAAACGAUAAUCCAGAAUCCGAACGACGCGCAAAAGAAGGAGCAUGAAAAGUAUACCCUCGAGACUCACGAGGUGUAUGCAAUGGAUGUAUUGGUUAGCACGGGUGAAGGAGUAGGGAGGGAACAGGACACUCGGGUUACGAUAUACAAGAAAACAGAAGAGACAUAUCAGCUUAAACUGAAGGCGUCUCGCAUGUUUUACUCAGAAGUCUCCCACAAGCAUGGUCUCAUGCCUUUCAAUUUACGUACCUUCGAAGAUGAGAAGAAAGCAAAGAUGGCUGUUGUCGAAUGUGUAAAUCAUAGGUUGAUCGAGCCAUUCCAAGUGCUGUAUGAGAAGCCAAACGAGUACGCGGCGCAAUUCAAAUUUACGGUACUCUUGAUGCCUAACGGACCUCAUAAAAUUACUGGAAUUCCCUUUGACCUCGAUAUGUAUCAGUCUGACUGUGUCGUGGACGAUCCUGAAUUGAAGAACCUUUUAUAUUCCUCGGCAAAUCCGAAAUCGGCGAAGAAGAAGAAAAAGAAGGCCGAGAAAGCUGUAGGAGACGUCGCCAUGGAAGUCGAUGCUAAGGCCUAACACUGUCAUUUUAACACACCCCAUGACUUACCGGCAUCGUGCACUACUCCGAUACUUUUUAUUUAGCGAUCCAAGAGAACCAAGGCUGGACACUUUCGAACGUUUCGAUCACUCAACAAUCGGCGUAGCCAUACCUUCAUACGGACAUUGCACAAAUUACAAAUGUCAUGUCUUGCAUUUCCAUGCUUUGCAUCGUCCCUAUAUGAAUGAUCAGCAAUUGUCUGGUCACACAUCUAUAUAUUUCAUUCAUUCGAGGAAAGUGUCGAGUUUUGCUGCUCUGCCGAGAAAAUUAAACUUUUAUCACAUUACAAGACAACACAUUACGCCACAACUUUAUCAACGCUUAAGUUUUUAUACCAGACCAUCUUUUAAUAGACUAUGGUAUUAUUAUUAUAUACAGAUUGAUGAUUAAUUCAUAUGCAAUUAUUGUAGAUUGCGUUUCAAUCUAACUAACAUUUCGUACGUAACAAAUCUUGUGUGAUCGUUUUCUAAUCUAAACAUUUAGAUUGGCCGAGUUAAGAGAAGUGAAUCGUAUAGAUCCAAAAUAUAUCGAUGACUAUUUUCGCUUAUCCGUAAUUGAAUUGAUAAAGUUACAUGGACUACAUUUAUUCGAUUCAUGUGCAAAUUAUUAUUUAGACAGUGUCAGAAAAUUUGAUUUUCUGGACAGGCGAGUUGUGUAAUAUUAUAACUUUUGAAUAUUUGCGCAAAAUAUAAUUCUCUUUCAUGCUGGUUCUGCGCAAUUUUGUAUCCAGCUAUGAAAACUAUACUAUAACGUUCAACUUCAAAUUGUACAAUUGGAGGAAUGUCCGUUCUUGGACGCUGCAUAAACAAUGAAAUGCCAAUGACUCCUCGAGUGUUUCGUUGCGAAAAUACCCCCGACCGACAAAAAAAAAGAUAAAAAAAAAUUAUUAUAUAAGUCUUUUCUACUCUGCGCAAAUUAUGAGUUGUGUGCGGAGUAUGAAUUGUUAGUAGCAACUGGAAAUGCAUCUUUAAUAUUGAAUGAAAGUUUAUUUGAGCGAGACGUGAUAUAGACUUUCGCAAGAAAACAUAUUCUUGGAAAGUAAUAUUGACUUUUGCCGACUUGCUACGAGCCGUAAAUUAUAAAAAUUAAUAUUAUGUAAUAAUAGUUUUAUAUAAGAAGGAUUAUUAGAUAAAAUGUAUCUGUUAUAGAUAUUUUUUCUACUCAAGUUGUGCAUACGUCGAAUGUUACAAAGUGUGCUUGUAUAACAAAAGAUCAUUGUGCACUGUCCAUCAUUUGCCUGUACAUCUUUUCAUCAAUUGCAAUCAUGUUUGGAACGUGAUUAUUGGUAAUAUCUAGAGAGACUUUGAUAUUUUCUUCUGAGAUUUUCAAAUUAGAUGAGAAAUCUUGACGAGUUAAGAAUAAAUUAUAUAUACACAUACAUGCACACAGACACACGUAUAGUGUAACAAAACGAUUGUAUGAAAUUUUUUGCAAACGAGGGCUGUGCACAAAAUUCAUACGCGGUAUAAAAUUUAACUUGGUGAAGUGAAAGGUAAAACAAAGAAAUUGUUAUAAAAAUGCUUGACGAUAAGUUGAUAAGUAUAAAUUUUGACACGUGCAUAUA